AUGUCUGCUAUCCACGCCCUGAACCAGAAGGCUGAGCAUCUCCGCCGCGGGGAGGCGCUUGAUAUGAACAUUGACGCCGCAGAGAAGCUAACAAAGCUUAUUCGCACUAAUUUUGGGCCCGCAGGAACGUAUAAGAUGCUUGUCUCUGGAGCCGGGGACAUUAAGAUAACCAAGGAUGGAGCUGUCCUCUUGAGCGAGCUUCCAAUUAACCACCCCAUCGCUGCGUUCAUAGCUACGGCGGCAACAGCCCAGGAUGACAUUGUUGGCGAUGGCACGACAACAAUGGUUCUCCUCGUCGGGGAGCUUCUCCGUCAAGCUGCCAGAUGGUUAGCAGAAGAUGUGCACCCACGUGUGCUGGUGGAUGGCUUUGAACUGGCGAAAGCAAGGGUAAUUAGCUUCUUGGACAGUUACAAACAGCCCCUGCCCACUGAGGAACGUGCUCGCUAUGACACUCUCCGCUCAAUUGCUCAUACCUCUCUCGUGACUAAGGUGCAUGCGGACCUGGCAAAUCUCCUCUCGGAUAUUGUCACUGAGGCUGUUCUGAUCGUUGAGAAGGCUGCAGAAUCCAAGGAGCAGUCCUUUAUCGACCUACACAUGGUUGAGCUCAUGCUAAUGCCUAGCCGCCUAGAUGUGGACACCACUUUGAUCAAGGGACUUGUCAUGGAUCACGGUAGCCGCCAAUCUGAGCUCACCUGUGCAACCAUGAGGAGCUGCUUUAUUCUGACGCUUAACGUGUCUCUUGAGUAUGAGAAGGCAGAGGCAAACACGGGAUUUUUCUACAAGAACGCCGAGGAGAUGCAAGAGCUAGCCAAGAAGGAAAGAGACUAUGUAGACAACAAGUGCCGUAAGAUCAUCCAGUUGAAGGAGCAAGCGUUUGCUUCAUAUAGGGAAACUCAUGGGGCCGAUGCAGAGUGCAAUUUUGUGGUCCUCAACCAAAAAGGCAUAGAUGGCGUCUCCUUGGACAUGCUUGCUGCAAAUGGAAUAUUUGCCCUUCGCAGAGUGAAGCGUCGCAAUAUGGAGCGGAUUACGCUCUGCUGCGGUGGUUCUGCAGUCUGCGCCCUGGAUGAGUUGAAGGUUUCUGACCUUGGUUGGGCCGAUAAAAUCCAUGAGGAGAUGCUUGGUGAGGAAAAGUAUACAUUUAUCGAAGACAUUCUUGAUCCCAAAUCGUGUACAAUACUGAUUCGAGGACCAACAAGGCAUACUCUCGAGCAGAUCAAGGAUGCCGUGCGUGAUGGCCUUCGUGCAGUCAAGAACGCUAUAACAGAUAAGCACUAUGUCGCCGGCGCCGCUGCUUUCGAAGUGGCUGCCGCUGCAGACCUGGAGGCCUAUGCAAAGACUGUCACUGGGAAAACCAAGCUUGGGAUCCAAGCCUUCGCAGAUGCAAUCUGUGCCAUUCCUAAGACACUUGCAAAGAGCGCUGGGCUCGAUCCCCAAGAGUGCUGCAUUGCUGUAAGUGAGGCAGCCACAGGGUCAUCAAUCAAUUAUGGGAUCUGCCUCAAGACUGGAAAACCGUGUGACGCUGUGGCCAGCGGGAUUCUGGACAAUGUUUGUGUGAAGCAUCAGCUCUACCACUCUUCAACAGUCAUAACGACCCAACUCCUUUUGACCGAUGAGAUUCUAAAAGCAGGGCGCAGCCUGAAAACAGACAAUGCAGUAGAUGACGCUGUGCCAGACGAGUAA
This is a messenger RNA of Giardia duodenalis, 1680 nucleotides long. RefSeq names its product TCP-1 chaperonin subunit zeta protein. The transcript has a single exon. The record is from RefSeq and is a predicted model, not a curated record. Gene Ontology annotation, biological process: protein folding. Gene Ontology annotation, cellular component: chaperonin-containing T-complex. Gene Ontology annotation, molecular function: ATP-dependent protein folding chaperone; ATP hydrolysis activity; ATP binding. NCBI's taxonomy places the organism in Eukaryota, Fornicata, Diplomonadida, Hexamitidae. The coding region runs from base 1 to 1680 and encodes 559 amino acids.